GCUCUGCUGAUGCAACGGUCGAAAAUAGAGUGUUAUUGAUAAAAAUGACAAUGCUCCAAUCUUUGAAGAGACUAAAAUUGUUGUGAGGUUGUUUCAAGAUGUCAGACCACAUACUGUUGUUGCCAAUGUCAAGGCAACCGAUCGUGACGCAGGUCGUUUCGGUACUCCAAGAUACUACAUGAUAUCAACGAACAGCAGAUCAUUGUUUCUACUCAAUACAAAAACAGGAGCAAUAACAGUUGCGUCUUCUCUUAUGCCGUACGCUAACAGUACGUUCAAUAUGGUUAUCGGAGCUAGGGAUGAUGAUGGUGGGGUUAUGUCGAACAAAGCGAAGCUAAGUGCUACAGUCAUCUUCAAGAUCGAGCCUGCAAGUGCAGAUGUGCUAUGUGUUUCACUUAUGAGCGCAUAUUUGAUGGAAAUUAAGUCAGCACAGUUUAAAAGGAACCUUCAAGAGCUGAUUGGUCUGGACAUCGAGAUUGUUGAGAUUCUUCCUCGAGAAACAAAAAAGGGCUGUGAAAUCAAAUUCAAUGCUUACAACAAAACCACCAAGACGGUUGUCUCCAGACCUGCUGUCUUAAGAACAGUUAAAGCCUCUCUGUUUGGCUGGCAUCCUUGUUGUGAAGUACGUAAAAACUUGGGAUUUGAGCAAGUUGUCAACAACGGAUGCCAAUAUCACAUGAAACAGCAGCGAUCACGCCGAAACCAAAUGACCCCCUAUAGAGAAAGCCUAUUUUUCCAUGACUCAAUGCUGCACUUUAAUACGAAGUUCAAGUGUGCGAAGUCAAAGAAAGAAAAUGAAGUUGGCUGUCUUCAUUAUAAUUUCUGCAUCAAUUGCUUCUCUAUGCGUUGGCGACGUUGCUAAAACGAGGAACUAGCGGAACGUGCGCGGAAUUAGCUGAACGACCGAGGAAUGAUCGCGGAACUAGCGGAACGACUACGGAAUGAAGAGAGAACUAGCGGAACGACCAGGGAAUGACCGCAGAAGGAGAUGAUAGGCGGAAAGAUCAAAGAAGAAAACAGCAAUUCAACUUACUUCAACUUCAACAUUUAUUAUCAGUAUAUUUAAAAUAAUUACAAGUGAUACGACAAUACUAACAUAAAAUAUUGUAAGAUUAAAAAGCAUAUUUUACAUUAAAAAUGAAAUACUGAAGGACACGUAGAAAUAACUCAGAAGAGAUUUCGAGCUUUUGUGAUUCUGAAAGUUACAUGUUAUAAAUAUAAAGAAACAGAAUUAAGGAAAAAUGCAUACAUGAAGUUUUGUCAAUAGCAAUAACAGCAAGAAUCGAUAAAAGAGAGGAAACAACUUAAAGACAGUAAAAGUAAAAAUAAAAAAAGGAACUGAAAUUAAAAGAAAAAGAGAGAGAAAGAAAAUAGGAGUGCAAUUCGAAAGUGUGAUCAUAAAAUACAAUUUGAAGGCCUAUGAAUUUUUUUUGAGUUUAUUUUUAGGUGCUUAUUAAACAUUUGUUUAUUUUUUGUAUUACGCAAUUCAAGAGAAAGAGAAUUCCAAAAUUUAGCAAGCUGAUAAGAAAUAAAUUUUCGACUAUAGUCUGUAGCUCCAAGAGGAAGGGAGAACAAACCCAAAGAGGAUUGACGAGUAUUGUGAUGGUGUAGUGACCUAUCUCUGACGUAAUCAUGUCCUCCAUCGUCUCACUGUGAUUAACACCUUUCAUUGCCUCCGUACUCAAGUAACGUUACGCCCAGUUUUGUAAUUAUUUACUUAGUCAGUAAAUUCAUUAAGUUAAAUUCAUCAGUAAAUUCGCAACGGUCACGCAACAACUUUCAGGGGGUGGAUCCAGUGGGGUGCGAAGGGAACUCGAGCAUCCCUCAGAUUUGAGGAAAACCUUUUGGGGAUAAAAGCUUAUUCUACCGCAAUUUUGUUUAUUAUUAUUUGAACCAUUACCGAGAAGUAUGCACAUCUCCUGAAAUUGUUAUAUCCGCUUCAAUCAAUGCCCCGUCUCACAACUGUUCAACAUUGUUAUUUCAGUCCCAAGGAUUAAUUUAAGGUGCAGUGAUGACCAAUUUUUCAGUGAUGAAUCGAAAAUGUGCAGUGAUAAAUUGAAAAAUGUGCAGUGAUGAAUUACUUCACUUUAGAAAUGCUCCAAAUACUACUGAUUUGGAUGUUUUAAGAAUAAAGACAAAUGAAUACAAACUAUAAUCAAGAGUCAAAUGAGAUAAUAGAAUCAAUCUACGUGUAAAACUCAACUAAAACCAGCUUUAACAAAAAAAUAAUAUACAGUUAAUCACAAACGCACUUCAUAAUGCAAAAAGUGUUUUUAAUAAAAUAGAAAUAUUAUUGGAAAAGAAAUAGACAAAAAGAAUAGUGCAAUAAAUCCUGUAAUUGCUAAGACUCCAAGGAAUAAGCCAAGGUCUGUGGGGUCUUAUAAAGUAAUUAUCUAAAUUAUUUUCAGACUGGAAUUAAUCAAAUGAAAUAAAAGCAUGUAUGUUUAAAAUGAUUGCAAGAAAAUAACUGCUAGAAAUAUUCUGAAAUACAUUUUAAGAUAGUCUAAGGGGCGUGGUCACAAGAUAUUUUCUGCUCGCUCCGCUCGCAGGCAAGCUUCUUCUUUCAGAUUAUCCUAAGGCCUCCGACAACCUGGGAUUACUUGCAUUGCAUGGCCAAAAGACCCAAUGCCACUACCACCAUCAAAUGACGGCCUGUUUCUCUUCUUUUGUAUGAAAUACAAUACGCCACAAUUAUUGUAGUGAAUACCAUUUCUAUCUUUGUUUUAUAUUAAGGUGAAAAAUUUUUUUGGUUUGGGUAUCCAUAAAGUUAGCCAGGUAUAGUUUUGAAAGAUUAGUAGCAGUUACAGAUUUGUAUCAUAUAAACAAACCUCAUAUUACAUAAAAAGUAUGUAAUAUCAGCAAGGCUGUGUUUUGGACAGUUCUUAGAACAUUGAAAUAUGUAACAUAAUUAGAGAUCAAGUCCCUAAAAACAGCAUUUUAUGAAAAGAAACAGCUAGAAACAGUUGA
Rhopilema esculentum is the source of this 2967-nucleotide messenger RNA. The record is from RefSeq and is a predicted model, not a curated record. Lineage: Eukaryota; Metazoa; Cnidaria; Scyphozoa; Rhizostomeae; Rhizostomatidae.